Metopolophium dirhodum (rose-grain aphid) is the source of this 4112-nucleotide messenger RNA. RefSeq lists its product as uncharacterized. The record is from RefSeq and is a predicted model, not a curated record. The transcript has 7 exons. Bases 740 to 2341 code for a protein of 533 amino acids. Lineage: Eukaryota; Metazoa; Arthropoda; Insecta; Hemiptera; Aphididae.
UAUGGAAGAAAAGGAAGACGAAUAAGAGGAGGAGAAGGAAAAAAAAACAAGAAGAAAAAGAGGAGAAGAAGAAACAGGAGACGUAAAAAAGAAGAAGGAAGCGCGGCGCUGCACGUAGGUACAUACGCGACGUACAGACGCGCGCCGCCGGGUCCAAGGGUGGUGGUGCGACGGCGGCGGGGGCGGCGGCGCGGUGUAUAAAUGUAAACACUAAACACACGAUUUUUACACACGCACGCCAAUGCUCUCGCGCUCACGGGGUACACAACCCAGCAGCAACACUCACGCGUCUUCGAACGACAACGACGACGCGAAGCGCCAGAUCGACGUCAAGUGCCAGAACAACGCGUGCAAUCGCCUAAGCCACACGGACUGCGACACAAUAGCCACUACGAUAAAACAUUCGUGUUUGUGUUUUUUUUCGCAUUUUUUUUUGUUACGGUUCUAUCGCGUUUUCGUUUACCGGCGUGCGUUGAGCCACCCCGAGCCCUAUAGGCGCACUCGAGACUCCGCCGCACGAAUUGUUCGCAAUCAACAAAUUGACGGUGCCCUCAAACACCACUCACUCUAACUAAUUCUUCCUCCAUCUCGCCAUCUCAUCCACACUGCUGUUGGAGUAGUAUAUUUUAUAGCGAUAUUUCGAUAUAAUAUUUGUUAUCGUCCGACGACAUAAUAUUAUUAUAAUAUAUUAUAACCGCCGUCGUAUAGCACGUCGAAGACGAUCGUCAUAUCCGUCAUCAUGAUGACGCUCAAGCCACGGUUACUGGUAGCCAUUGUCUUACUGUGGGCCGUUACAGUCGCCGUGCAGUCCCGGCCCGCCACCGACUCCGGGGAACCGGAAAUGGAAGAGUCCGCGGAAUUGUCACCCGAUCCCUCGGUCGUGAUGGUCCCGAUACGCCAGCUCACAGAUCCGAAUUCAGCGCUCGCCCGUAUUCUAAAAAAUCAGCUGCUUAAAAUGUCCGAACAAAACCUACAGGCCAUUGAAACUGGACUGACUGGAACCAAAACAGAAACCGCCUCCGACAAUGAUCAGGACAUGAUGAUGGGGGACAUGCCGUCGGCAGACGAUCCACAGGACUCGUCGUCACCAACUACCAUGUUUGAUCGAGCCACAGUGAUGACGGACAGAGAAAGCCCCGAGUCUGAAGAUCCCGAGGUCCAGUAUGUUGAAUCAUCGACGUCAGCCAGACAACAAAGAAUUAAAGACAUUCAACGUCAGAUGAUAAACUUAACGGGGAGGAAACCAAUACUCCCGUCGAUUCCAGUGACAAAAACGGGUCCGAUUUCGUCUUAUCCAUCCGACACAUUUACAGAAAAAACGCAAAGCUUUUAUUCUACUUGUGACUUGCCUAAGCACACAAAUGAAGAUGUCUGGAACACAAAAGAAUCGAUGAAUUUAAUGUUUAAUAUUAGUUUACCCAAGUCGUCUAAAGGUAUCACAGUAAACAUAAAUACGGCUAGACUCAGGCUUUACAAACAAUUUGUAUCUUGUUAUUCGCAAUCGAGUAAUGAGACCGAUGAUUCUCAAUCAUGUCAGCCAGCAUUAUUUGUAGAAACUAUGAAGCAAUCCAAUUUGACUACAGCUAGUGUAGUACCGAUAAUAAUGGACGAGAGACAGAUUCGCGUAUCGAUUUACUUGAACACUAGAUCACUUAAGAGGAAGAGAGCAGUAAAAAGGAAGUUAUUGGACAGCCGUAUGGUGCCAUAUUUCAGCGAGAAAUGGACAGAAUGGAACAUUCGUAGUGCAGCAAAAGCUUGGCACAGGAACCCAGUUCGGAAUUACGGAAUCAGUAUUGAAGUUGAAGACGAAGAUGGAAACUUGCUUCCAGUCGCCCAAUUUUUUAGACCCAUGAAUUGUUCGGGAGACGCACAAAUGAUGACCCCAAAGCCGAUGCCCGGGUUUCUGAUGGAGGCGGUGCAAAACAGUUACGGCGUACUGGUCCGCAACCCGACCACCACGGGCAACAACAGUAACACCAACGUGGACGACGUGCUCGCGCUCAGCUUCAACAUGCACAUGUAUCCGAUAAUGGACGUUACCACGGUCGAGGUACCAGACUCGGAGGCGAACAACGCCAUGCUUUACCAGUACGCAAAGAGCACGCUCGAACAGGUGGGCGGCAGAGGCGCUGGUUCGUCGUUCAACUUGUCGCAAGGGCAGGAAUACAUGGUCGCCGAGUUUCAGCACCGGAUUCGGCACGGUAGCCAGCACCGGAACAACGACACCGUACCCGGAGGCCUGUCCAAGGACGGACACGAGCUCCGCGACCAGAUCAUUCCGCAAAGCAUAAUCCAGUGGAACGUGCAGCACAAGUCGACGACCACCGAGACCCCGGACUAACGGGGGGCGGUGUCGUGUGACGAACAAACGCGGACACGUCAAAUCUUAAUACAAUAUAUUUGAAUAUAAUUAUACAUGUGCACAGGGUGGUUCUAAAACAUCUUAUUUUGGCUCGUUGUCACAAAUAAAUGGGUGGAUUGCUUGGAUAAACUUUAUCCACACGAACAAAAAAAAUUAUUUAACUCUAACUUAAAUCUUCUCCCAUAUGCGUAUAAUUUAAGCGAUUUUCACGAUUUUCACUAUUUUAUUUUGUUAAUUUAAUCUUGUGUUUUAUUAUAGGCAUAAUUAUUUUACUUUAUUACUAUUUGUUUGUUUAAAAGUAAAUUAACAAAUCCGUAUACUACUCUGCAAUAGCCAGAUAACACAUUGCCCGGUUUACGAUUGAAAAAUUCACCCUGUAUACAUGUAUAAUAUAAUAUAAUAUAAUAUAAAUUAUAAACAUUAAACACAGUAAUAUAAUAUGCUACAUGCGAUGCCACUUUUUCAACGUGUGCAAACAAUUUAAUUAAUAUAACAAAACAUUGAUAAAACCGCCGGGAGAUCACAACUUCACAAGUAUAAGUAACACGUCUUCGAGCCGUGUGUGUUUCGACUUAGGUCCGAAGAGACAUACAUAUACACACACGCUCAGAUUUCUUUUCAAUUGACAUGUGUACACUUCAAACCCAAUUGUAGUUUUUUUUCAUGUUACAUAUUAAAUUAUUAUACUGUUUAGGUGGAGGGAUAGAAUAUUAUAUAAUAACGUAUGUAAACGUAUAGUGCGUCGAUGAUAGAUUUAGUAUAUAACUUUAAUUUAUAUUAUUAUUAUUAUUAUUAUUACUAUUAAUUAAUUUAAUGUUUAUUGUACUAACACUAUGUAAAAUGUUCCUAUAGUUUUUAUAAUUAGCGACGAUCAAUCUAAAAUAUCAGAUGUGUGUUAGACUGUAGCCGUUCUACAUCAACACCCUACCUAUUUAAUCCAUUUUAAAUGCAAACGCCGCGCAAUCAUCGGUGAAAUAAAAAAAUCACCUAUCAAUUUUUUUUUCUCAAAAAUACAAUAUAAUAAUUACAAUAUAUUAUUUACAGUACCCGCACCGUGGUCGGAAUUGUUGUUAAUUCGUGCCUCGAUCGUACACACUAUUCGUUAGGACGGUAUACCUAUUUCCUACAUAUUAUUUUAUUCGAGUUUUAGUAAUUUAUUACAUUUUGUUAAAAUAUUAAUUUAUUAUUUCGUACGACCGUUUUGGGCGUGCGUAUUUUUCUGUUUUUUUUCUUCUUUUUUACGAAUUAUGUGUUUAUAAUAAUAUUAUUCACCUGAGUGUGCACGGAUAUAGGUACCACAAAUUACGAGUUAUUAUGAUUGUUAGUGCGCAUUAUAAUAAUAUUAUUAUUGUUCAUCUCAUCUAGUGCGCCGCGAUGUCUAUAUGACAUCCGGAUAGUAUAUAUAUAAUAAUUCGCGGCAUACCUCUAUCGACAACAUACCUAAUAUAUUUACUAUUAAUUUAUUAAUUUAUUAAUAUUUAAGUUUUUUUUAUUUUUUUCUUAUUUAGAAUAUAUUAUAAUAUUAGGUAGUUUUCGUAACGACGUGACCACGUAUUAAGACAUAUUAUAUAUAAUAUUAUAAUAAUGCUUCCUAACAACAAUGUACCCUUUGACGUAUUGUAAAUAAUCGCUGUACUUUGUUUUAUUUAUAUAUAUAUAGAUAAUAGAUAUAGAUAUAUCGCAUAAUAUUAUGUGUGUAUAUGUUUUUAAAAUUUUUUUUUUUAUAUAUUUCAAUAUAAUUAUUAUUACU